Messenger RNA from Arabidopsis thaliana (thale cress), 2162 nucleotides. RefSeq names its product laccase 13 (gene LAC13). Gene Ontology annotation, molecular function: oxidoreductase activity; copper ion binding; hydroquinone:oxygen oxidoreductase activity. The transcript has 4 exons. Bases 568 to 2022 code for a protein of 484 amino acids. NCBI's taxonomy places the organism in Eukaryota, Viridiplantae, Streptophyta, Magnoliopsida, Brassicales, Brassicaceae. Gene Ontology annotation, cellular component: apoplast. Gene Ontology annotation, biological process: lignin catabolic process. The record is from RefSeq and is marked reviewed.
GUCUACUUGGUUCUUUCUUCCACGACCGUAUCGAGUCAACUACUGUAAUAAGAUUUCCGAUGAACUCAGGGACUCGAAAUUGGGGUUACCGGGUCCGAGCCAUUUGGGAAACUAUCGAUUCUAUCUUCACCUUAUGCUCUUCUGUAUUCUUCGGAAAUGAGAAUGUAGUAGUCUCAUGGAGUUUCCAAUGGCGAGAAGCUUAAAGCUCUGUUUUCUAUUGGAGAAGAGCAAAACGCAUGAUUAUGAUACGGAGACACUUCUUUCGUCAUAUGAGAGAAGAGUAAACAGUUCUCGAGGUUUUAGAGAAUUUUUAUCACUUUCAGUAAUGUCUUUGAAGCACUCAAAGUCACUGAAAUUUCUGGAGAAGCUGAGGCAGCAGAUGUCUCAUGUCUAAAAAAGAUCCAAGAAACGCCGGUGAAGAGGCUGUGCAGAGUCCAUAACUCGAUCACGGUGAAUGGACAGUUUCCAGGGCCAACCUUGGAGGUGAGGAACGGCGAUUCCCUUGUCAUUACAGCCAUAAACAAAGCUCGGUACAACAUCAGCCUUCACUGGCAUGGGAUACGGCAGAUGAGGAAUCCAUGGGCGGAUGGACCAGAAUACAUAACCCAGUGCCCAAUCCAACCAGGAGGGAGUUACACCUACAGGUUUACCAUGGAAGACCAAGAAGGUACAUUGUGGUGGCAUGCCCACAGUAGAUGGCUGCGAGCCACCGUGUAUGGUGCUCUCAUUAUCCGCCCUCCGCUCUCUUCUCCUCAUUACCCUUUUCCAGUUAUUCCCAAGAGAGAGAUUACCCUCCUCUUAGGAGAGUGGUGGGACAGAAAUCCCAUGGAUGUCCUCAACUUAGCCCAGUUCACUGGAGCAGCACCAAACAUCUCAGACGCCUUUACCAUCAAUGGUCAGCCUGGUGAUCUCUACAGAUGCUCCAGCCAAGAAACUUUAAGAUUUCUAGUGGGGUCAGGAGAGAUAGUCCUCCUCAGGGUCAUCAACUCUGCUUUGAACCAAGAACUCUUCUUUGGUGUCGCGAAUCACAAACUCACAGUGGUUGCGGCGGAUGCCUCCUACACCAAACCAUUCUCGACCAAUGUCAUAAUGUUAGGUCCUGGUCAGACAACUGAUGUGCUUCUAACUGCAGACCAACCGCCAGCACACUACUACAUGGCAGCACAUGCCUACAACAGUGCCAAUGCUGCCUUUGACAACACCACAACCACCGCAAUCCUCAAGUACAAAGACGCCUCCUGUGUUACUCUUCAAGCUAAAUCACAGGCACGGGCAAUACCCGCACAACUACCAGGAUUCAACGACACAGCAACAGCAGCAGCCUUCACAGCGCAGAUGAAGAGUCCUUCGAAAGUAAAAGUGCCCCUGGAGAUUGAUGAGAACUUGUUUUUCACAGUGGGAUUGGGACUAUUCAACUGCCCAACCCCCAACACACAAAGGUGUCAAGGCCCUAACGGAACACGCUUCACCGCAAGCAUCAACAAUGUCUCUUUCGUCUUCCCCAAACAAAACUCCAUAAUGCAAGCCUAUUACCAAGGCACUCCCACAGGUGUUUUCACCACAGACUUCCCUCCAACGCCUCCUGUCACAUUUGACUAUACAGGAAACGUGAGCAGAGGGCUAUGGCAGCCUACUCGCGGAACAAAGGCCUACAAACUAAAGUUCAAUUCGCAAGUGCAGAUUAUAUUGCAAGACACGAGCAUCGUGACCACUGAGAAUCACCCAAUGCAUCUCCAUGGCUACGAGUUCUACGUAGUUGGGACAGGUGUUGGUAACUUCAACCCAAAUACAGACACAUCCUCCUUUAACCUCAUCGACCCACCACGAAGAAACACAAUCGGAACACCUCCAGGUGGAUGGGUAGCCAUCAGAUUCGUUGCCAAUAAUCCAGGAGCGUGGCUGAUGCACUGCCACAUUGACUCACAUAUAUUCUGGGGUUUAGCAAUGGUCUUCUUAGUAGAGAACGGAGAAGGACAUUUGCAGUCUGUACAGUCUCCACCAUUGGACUUACCCCAAUGUUAAGACUGUUAUCUACACACAUAUACACUUGUAUAUUCUCAAAUUUGUUUCACAAAACAUGUCAUUCAUUUUCAAUUACAAAAGAUAAACGUAUCAAGAUAUUUUAAGUCCAAAAGUAUUUUUCAAUUUUGCAUGCAAAAAAA